AUGGCGGUGCUUGCGAUCGAUUAUCGUCUGGCGCCUGAGCAUCCUUUUCCGGCCGCAGUUGAUGAUGCGGUUUCAGCUUACCGAUGGCUGCUGAACAAUAAUCACGAGCCGCAAAAUAUAACCUUUGCCGCGUACCUGGCCGGGGCGUCUCCCAGGGACUCGCUGGUUGCACCUAUUUAUGGUGACCUGAAAGGAUUGCCACCACUACUCAUUCAAGUCGGCACCGCGGAGACACUAUUGGACGAUGCUCGGCGCUUAGCAACACGUGCAAUUGCCGAUGGGGUCGUUAUCGACUAUCAGGAGUGGCCGGACAUGGUUCACGUUUUCCAGCACUUUGCGCCAAUGAUCAAUGAGGGUUAUGCGGCCAUUGAGCGGAUUGGAGAAUUUGCCAUGAGCGAAGCAUUAGAUAAUGAGCUCGAAAACUCUGUCAUGGACCUGAGAGACACCAUGCUUGGCCGCGAUCCGUACACGAUUCCCCUGGAUGAGAUAGAUGUGGCUCAGCCAGCGUUAUUUCAGGCUGAUGCAUUCUGGCCCUUUUUCGACCGUCUGCGAAAGGAAGACCCGGUUCAUUACUGCAAAGAGUCGCAGUUUGGGCCGUUCUGGUCGGUGACCAAGUUUAACGACAUCAUGGAGGUGGAAGGUAAUCCCCGAGUUUACUCUUCGGCCGACGGCAUCAGCAUUGCGCCUGUAAACACCUCAGCUCUGCCGGUGGAAAUGUUUAUCGCCAUGGAUGAGCCGAAACACGGAGAACAGCGCAAGACCGUUCAGAACGUGGUUGCACCGAAAAACCUGGCUGAGCUCGAACCGCUGAUCAAAGAGCGGGUCGGUACCAUUCUGGAUUCGCUGCCCGUUGGCGAAACGUUCAACUGGGUAGACAGGGUGUCGAUAGAGUUGACCACGCAGAUGCUGGCAACGCUGUUCGACUUUCCGUUUGAAGACCGGCGCAAGCUGACCUUUUGGUCUGAUGUGGCGACUACUCAGCCGGGACCGGAUGGUCUGGUGAAGACCGUCGAGGAGAGGCGUGACGUGUUACUGGAUUGUCUCAAGGCGUUUACAGAGCUCUGGAAUGAUCGGGUCAAUCAGCCGCCGCGAGGGGACCUUAUUUCAAUGCUCGCUCACGGGGAAGCAACCCGCAACAUGCAACCGUAUGAGUUUCUCGGCAACCUGAUGCUACUGAUCAUCGGUGGCAAUGACACAACACGAAAUUCGAUCUCGGGUGGGGUCCUGGCGUUGAAUCAGAAUCCCAAUCAGUACAACAAACUGCGAGCAGACCCUGGGUUGAUAGCCAGCAUGGUGCCGGAAAUUAUUCGCUGGCAGACUCCCCUGACCUCAAUGCGUAGAACCGUGACGGAAGACACCCAGUUACGGGGAAAGCAGUUCAAGAAAGGUGACAAGGUGGUUAUGUGGUACGUGUCGGGUAAUCGCGACGAAGAAGUCAUUGAUCAGCCGUACGAAUUCAUCAUCGAUCGCGAGCGGCCACGCCAUCACUUAUCCUUCGGAUUCGGGAUACAUCGUUGCAUGGGUAAUCGGCUUGCCGAAAUGCAAUUGCGUCUGCUGUGGGAGGGAAUCAUGGAGCGCUUCGACAUGGUUGAAGUCGUCGGCGAACCGGUACGUAGUUUAUCGACGUUGAUCAAAGGCUACACCGACCUCCCAGUCAGGCUUCAUCCCAAGAAGGUGGCAUGA
Symbiodinium necroappetens is the source of this 1683-nucleotide messenger RNA. NCBI's taxonomy places the organism in Eukaryota, Dinophyceae, Suessiales, Symbiodiniaceae. The record is from the annotation of a GenBank genome assembly.